This is a messenger RNA of Esox lucius (northern pike), 10612 nucleotides long. RefSeq names its product zinc finger, FYVE domain containing 26 (gene zfyve26). Gene Ontology annotation, cellular component: centrosome; midbody; lysosomal membrane. Gene Ontology annotation, biological process: mitotic cytokinesis; regulation of cytokinesis; double-strand break repair via homologous recombination. Gene Ontology annotation, molecular function: metal ion binding; phosphatidylinositol-3-phosphate binding. The transcript has 45 exons. NCBI's taxonomy places the organism in Eukaryota, Metazoa, Chordata, Actinopteri, Esociformes, Esocidae. Bases 216 to 8450 code for a protein of 2744 amino acids. The record is from RefSeq and is a predicted model, not a curated record.
UGGCCACUGUGUGCACGCAGCAUAACAAGUCGGCAGAGGAAAUACCAAAUAUUAAAAUCUUCUAAAAAGUAAUACAUUCUACUCGGGAAACAAUGAGGGAUACUUCUGCUCCUGGUUACUCCUCCACCACUAUGCGGUGAACAACCGGGGCUAACCCAUUGACCCUGAGGUGACCACGUUGUCUUGAUCACUACUCUCAGCAGGAGGGGGCAGAUAUGCACCCAUACGGCUGUGACCCAGGGACCUCGCUGCGGGAGCUCUUUAGGUUCUUCACCCGGUGCCUGCAGGGUGGGGAGUGGGAGCUGUCCGCGGCCUGUGUUCCUCAGCUGGGAGAGGCUGGAGGAGAGGUGUCGCGCCGCCUACGGGACAUAAUUAAGGCCAUCAUCACACACCCUCACCUGCUACCAUGGAAGAGUGUUGGCAGCCCCCACAGACUAGCCUGGUUCUGGCUUCAGGUUCUGGAGAAGUGGACCAAGAAAGAGGUGUCUAGGUCGGUCAGGAGAGAACUGGAGUUUCUACUCCUCCUAGAGGAGCUGGGAGAGGAGGUGCCAGAUACAACGCUCCAGGGGCUCCAUCAGGCCUUCCAGACCACCCAGUCGGAGGAGAGAAAGGCCCCAGGGGAAUCACCAGAAACCGGAGAUGCUCUGAGUCCAAGGAUUGAGUCCUGUCUCCAGGCGUUGUUGGAGAACAAGAGACCCAGACUGGCCCUGGCUCUGAUACGCUUCCUGGAGGACCACCCUGGAGCCAGUAAAACCAAGGGACACAGCCUACAGGACACAUUCAUUAGAUAUCUGAUUGAGAGGCUGGAGGGCCAGAGGCCUGGGACGGAGCCCCGGCCGGAGAAGGUGGAUGGCUGGGCAGAGGAGUUGUGUACAGUCCUGGCCCUGAUGCCCUGGAGGCCUGAGCGAGGCGGAGGUCAGCUGGAGGCGCUGUGCGAGGCCCUGUGGAGGGCGAGAGAGGGCUGCCUGCGAGAGGAGAGGGUCCUUAGCUCCAUGCUCCGCCCCAACUGCCACGCCCUCCUCUCCCUCUACUCCUCCACCGCCCUGAGGCUGGACAGAGACCGUCUGCUGAGACAAACCCCCGGCGCGCAAGUGGAUCUUUCCGAAGCAGAGAGAUUGCUCCUGGGCUUGUGUUGUCAUAGUGAUCGUCGCUCCGUCUGGAAAACCAUCUACUUUGAGUGCCUCAGCAGCGGGAAACACUUCCUGGAACAAGCCCUGGUGACUGCUCUGGACCUGGUGAAGCGGGAGGAGUUCUCCAGACUCAAGGACCUUCUGAAGGGAGAGUUCCAGCCUCUGUCACGCCUCCUGCUACUCCUGGGGUGGAGCCAUUGUCAAAGCCUGGCCUCUGCUCAAACCCUGCUGCACCUCCUUCACCAUGACCAGGCGCCGGCCAAUGACUGUGUUCUUCGGGAGUUUGCCAAGGUUCUGUCCUCUCAGUUGGGAGUGCUGGAGUGGUGCGCUAAGAACAACCCUGCGAUCCCCAGGGAGGCGCUCCUUGGUCAGCUACACACCCUGGACAGUCACUCUGCUCUGCAUGUCCUCCACUCCCUGACCCCUCUGGCUCGCUGUGAGGAAAGCAGGGUUCUGGACCUUCUCAACACUCUUCCCAAACCCACCACGGCAGUUCUGUCCCCGCCCCCCUGUGUAGAGUCCGGUGAGCUGGCGGACAGCCCUACGGUGCAGCGGAACCUGGUUCUGUACAGGGGAUUCUGUGCGAUGAAGUAUGCCCUCUACGCCCUGUGUGUCAAUGCUCACAAGUACAGCGGCUGUUCUGACUGUGUCGCUACGAAUUCCUGGGGCCAGCACCCAGAGAAGUGCCCGAGCCAGCACCCGGAGAAGGACCCGAGCCAGCACCCGGAGAAGUGCUCGAGCCAGCACCCGGAGAAGGACCCGAGCCAGCACCCGGAGAAGGACCCGAGCCAGCACCCGGAGAAGGACCCGAGCCAGCACCCGGAGAAGGACCCGAGCCAGCACCCGGAGAAGGACCCGAGCCAGCACCCGGAGAAGGACCCGAGCCAGCACCCGGAGAAGGACCCGAGCCAGGCCUCUGCUACCUCAGAAGACUGUCCUCCCUGGUUCCAGCACUGCCUGUUUGAGUGUCAGAUGUAUUUGGAGGCAGUACCUGCCAUGUACCGGCUGGAGCUCCUGGAGAAUAUCUUCUCCCUGCUGUUUCUGUCCAGCGCCGACUUCACCCUCCGCCACAACCAGGUGCCUGCAGCUAGCACAGAACCCACUGGCCAGCCAGAACACACUGUGGAGGGCAGUGGAGCGGGACCGGAGAGCUCAGCCAGUCUGGGUGGAAGAGGAGAAGAGGACCAAAGCAAAGGGAACCAGCAUCAACCCCCUGGUGUCCCCUCGCCAGCGCCCCUGCCAAGGCACCUGGAUCUCAGCCACCUGACGGCAGGCUGCCGGGGCUUCCUGGUGGAUCUGGCGGCCAUGGGGGGCUUCCUGCGGUUGCUGAGGGAGAGCCUGGAGGGGUUGGUGGUGGUGGGCCAGCGGGCGGGGCAGGAGGAGGGCCGGGCGCUGGCGGGCGAGGCCGAGGUGGCGGAGAGCCUGGGCUGCUCUGUGACGGCGGAGACGUUCGGCGCUCGGCUCCAGAGGCUGUCCAAGAGGACCGCAGAGGCCCAGUGGAGGCUGCAGAUCGUCACCUCCAACCAGGCCAGAGGCAACCCCUCCGAUGGCCUGCCACAGCGACAGGCGUCCAGAGUGGUGAGUCCGACCGCCGGGCUAAAACGCAGCGGUACCGGUGUCCGGAGGGGGAGGAGGUCUGGUCGGAACCACUCUGACGGGCCUGCAUCGGCAGAGCCGCACGAUCCGGACGUCAGCGCCAGCGCCUCAGAUGGAGGUGGCGGGGAAGCAGGCCGGACAGACUGGGAGGUGUGCCCCCAUGGGGAUCCUCAUAGCUGGGUGAUUCCUGCCAUGCUGUCCCCCCCGGACUCCCUGCUCAUGGCCUGCAUCCGCCGGGAGAACUACAUGGAGGCCCGCCAGGUGUCCCUGAUGUUCGGCCUGGAGGGGUCUCUGUGCUGUGCGGAGCUGGUCUUCAUGGAGCGCUACCGGCAGGUUCUGGAGGAGCUGGCUCGUGUGGAGCGGAAGAUGGACACCCGCGCGUUGUCUUCGUCCUCGUCCUCCGAGGGCCUGGGGGCGUCUGCCGCGCCGAUGCCCAGCCCGGGGCGGAGCCGCCUGGGGAGUAGUGGGCGGUCCACUCUGCAGGCCAUCGAGAGCGCCGCGGCUGCCGGCAUGGCCUUUUACUCUCUCUCCGACGUGGCUGACCGCCUCCUGUCCACCCCGGCUCGUCCCGUCCCGUCGCUUGAGGAGGGCUACUGGCUGGGCCGCUGCGUCCCUGACCCCCCGGGGACCGGCCUCCUGCACCCCCUCCUGGAGGAGCUCAGCCCCCCUGCCAUGGCUGCCUUCGACCUGGCCUGCUGCCACUGCCAGCUCUGGAAGACCUCCAGACAGCUGCUGGACACCGCAGAGAGACGCCUCCUCAGCAGCCUGGAGGGACGAGGCCUAAUAAUGGAUUCUAAGGUUACUCACUCCGAGGGGAUCCGGGGGUUUCCUGCAGUGCUCCAGCAGAUCAGUAAGAUCCUCAGCCACGCUGCCAGCAGCAACAAGGGAGCAGCAAAGACAGAAGCAGCUGUGGAGGACCAUGCGCCGUCCAGUCCGUUUGGCUGCUGCAUUCAGGAAGUGCUGCUCUCCUGCCACCCUGGGCUGAGUGAGGAGGGCAUCGCUGCCAGGCUGAGCCUGGCACAGCGCCUGGAGACCACGCUGCAGACCCUGGCCACCGCAACAGACACUGCAGGUCAGCUAACGUACGCCGCAGUGGAUGUCCGUGCUGGCGGAUCACUCCUAGCUGCCCUGGUAGAGCAGGCCGGUCUGAAACAGUCGGAGCUGGACUCCCACCCUGUCCGCUCCUCCAUGAAGCAGCUCCUGUGUUCCCUGGACCAGAUGUGUCCCUUUGAGCCUCAGAACGCCCCCUGCAGGCCGGACUAUGUUAGGAGCUUCCUGGACUAUGUCAACACGCUGGCCUCUGUGUUAGUUCGCAGUCUGGCUUCUGGGGACCAGGGAGGGGAAGUUAAAUUGGGGAACCCUCUCCUGGUGCUCCUCCAGGCUCCAUCCCAGCUGCUCUCCUACCUGCUGUUUGACAGACAGGUGUCUCCAGACAGGAUGUUGGCUCUGUUGCAGCAGGAGGGUAUCCACCUGAGUGUCCAGCAGGUCAUCGUUCAGCACUGCUGUGAGUCUCUGCCCGUCUGGGACUGGAGCACCCGUUCGGGGAUGGAGGCUAGCCCUGGUGCUUGCCCAGCGAGCCGGGCUGAUCCCGGCGGGCCGGGACAAGGACCGACCCGACCGGAAGGGGCAUUCGGGGUGGACAGCCUGGCAGCCCUGCUCCAAUAUCAUGCCCACAAACACAUGCCAAUGCUAGGCAACGCUGAGCCCACGUCCCCUGCUCCGCUCAGCUCCGAAUCUGAAUCCCCGUUGGAAGAUGCCCGACCAACCACGCCUCCAAUCAUCAUCUCCAGUUCUCCUCCUUCGCCUUCGAGAACAGCCUCCUACUUUUCCCCCACCUCCUCUUUUCUCCUCACCACAUCAGCCCUGGCAUUCCUCAAGUCCUGCUCCCCCCUCGUAGCCACCCUGGUGUGUCUUUGUGCCAGUCGGGGGGGCGCGUCCCGGAUGCAGCCGUCCGGUUGGUUGGUUUUCCGGGGCGCGACGCGCAAAGACAACACGCUGGACGGUGAGCAGGUCUCCCGGGAGGGGGACGUCCUGCUCCGGGAAUUCCCCAUCCUGAGGGCCUACCUUCAGGUCAUGGCUCAGCCUGUCCUGGGAACACCUCUGGGGGCCGGGGAGGAGUCCACAGGGACCGUGGGAGGGGGAGGUCUUGGAGCGUCUCUCUGUGGGAAGCCCCUGGCAGGUCUUCUCCUCUCGGGCCCUCAGGAGCCAGCUGCCCAGGCGGUGGCGGCAGAGGCCUUCCAGGAGGCCCUCGCCUCCAGAGACCUGACCAGAGCUCUAAACUUGUUGGAGUUGUACGGGCAGGGCUGCAGCCAGGAGGGUGCGCUGCGGGAUCAGCUUCUGGCCUGGUCCGCUCUGGAAGAUGAUGAUGACCGUACAGAUCAGUUGUUCCGAGUGCAGGACCCCAGUCUGAGGGCUCGUGUGGCCCUUCAGGGCCUGCAACGGUGGCCCCUGGGUCCCGCUCUGGAUCUGCUGGAGUUCUGCCUCAGUCACUCCAACAUGGAGGCCUCACUCAGGGGACAGCUGGAGCUCAGGAAGAGAGAGCUAGACAUCUAUCAACAGAUGCUGAGCAUGCAGCCUGCGUUACCGUGGGCGACCUGGCAGGAGCUGAAGGCCGAAUCUGAAAGAGACCCUGAGUCCGUCUUGUCCAGGAUGUUGGAGGCCAGGGAGUAUUCUCUGUGCGCCCAGUGGGUGGUGCUGUAUCCUGUAUCCGAUCAGCUUAGACUGCAGCUACAGACUGAACAUCUGCUACACCUGCUGGAGAAGGGACUGAUGGACGACGCUUUCCAGCUCCUGGAUGGCCUAUCAGAUCUGGGCCUGGAGGUGUGUGAGGGGGCUCUGGACCGCCGGCCCGGAUUGGCUGCCUGCCACUUCCUGGCCGACUACCUCACACUGCACUUCCAGAGCCAGAUGUCCCCCGCCCGGCGACGCCACAUUUAUAAUCUGCACCUGGGGUCGAAGAUCCUCCUGACGCUCCCCCCAGCCUCCAGGGAGGACUACUUUUCCCUCCUCUCUGAGCCACUGUUGUUGCUGGAGCAGCUCCUGAUGAACCUGAAGGUGGAUUGGGCUGUCGUAGCAGUAAGGACACUUCAGAACCUGCUACUGGGCCAGGAGGCCGGCUUCACCACCCAGGACAUCGACAAGCUGCUCUCCAGCUAUGCCUCCAAGGCCCUGGACUUCCCCUAUGCUGCCAGUGAGAGGUCUCGCUCUGACUCAGUCAUCAGUCUACACAACCACUCCCAUUACUCUUUGAUCAGUCUCCAGGAUGACCAGAGUCCUGCCCAGGACAGCUGUCCCUCCACUCCUUCUAGAAUUGAAACACCUCCGCCUGCAGCAGGUAGCGGCCUUUUGCACACCUCAUCCUCCAGUGUGUCCCUGGACAGAGGGUCGACCGGCAAGAGGGCCCAGGGCCCCCCGACUCCGUUCCGUCCUCCAGACAAACCCCCGGGUCGUAAAGACUGGGUCCCAGAUGCCCAGCAGAACGUCUGCAUGGUCUGCCAGCGAGAGAGGUUCACUAUGUUCAACCGGCGGCACCACUGCCGACGCUGUGGCCGCCUUGUGUGCCACGCCUGCUCCGACCACAGGAUGGCGGUAGAGGGCUGCACUGAGGAGGAGCCGGAGGUGCGCGUCUGUGACCAGUGCCACAGCUUCUACCACGCUGAUUCUGAUAACGAGCUGGAACAGGCUGAAGUGGCAGGAAGUCCAGGGUCUGCUGAGGGAGAAUUAGACGGGAUGAUCUUUAUCCCGGAGAUUCCUCAGCGUCAGUUUCACCUCAGCACCAAUCCCGCAGAAAACCUACAGAUACAGACACAGUUCUACUAUGAACAGGCUCCCAGCACAUCUCUGUGUGUGGCCAUCCUGUCCCUCCACAGUGACCAGACAGCCUGUGGACACCAGCUGAUUGGACACUGCCGCUCACUGUCCCGUAAACUAACCAAUCCCGAAGUGGAUGCCCGCCUCCUUACCGAUGUAAUGCAUCAGUUGCUGUUCAGUGCCAAACUGAUGUUUGUUAAGGUGGGGCGGAGUCAGGACCUGGUCCUGUGUGACAGCUACAUCAGUAAAGUGGACGUGUUAAAGAUCCUGGUGACGGCCAACUACAAGUACAUCCCUUCCCUAGACGACAUCCUGGAGACGACUGCCGUCACACGGCUACGCAACCAGUUGCUGGAGGCAGAAUACUACCAGCUGGCUGUGGAGGUGUCUACUAAGAGUGGUCUGGACCCGGGUGGGGUGUGGCAGGCCUGGGGUAUGGCCUCCCUCAAGGCCGGAAACCUGCUGGUUGCCAGGGAGAAAUUCUCUCGAUGUCUGAAGGCACCAGUGGACAAGAACCAGAUCAGCCUGGGACCUCGACUACUGCGGGAGAUAAUCUCUCAUCUGGAGAGCACUGUCCGACCCGCACUGGCCAAGUCCUCUAAUGAGGACAUCCUGAUAUCUCUGCGGGAGCUGGAGGAUGCUCUGUGUGGGCCCGGGAGGUCGUUUGACGGGCCCGAGGGCGGGUCAGGUCGUGGCGGUGUCCUGUACCAGGAGAGUCUGUAUUACCUGUCCAGCUACGGCACACACCUGGCCAUCAUCUCCUUCCUCAUGAGGCACGACAACAUGAAGGAGGCCCUGCAGCAUCUGCUCACCAAGAGGUGUCCUGAGGAGGUGUUCCUGGAGGGUGUCCUGCAGCCCAGCCUGGAGAAGGGUCGGCUGGGCACUCUGCAGGGCUUGUUGGAGACCCUGGACCCGGGCCUGGAGGUCUGUAGCCGGUACCUCAUAGCCUCCUGUCACCUCCUGCAGCGACGUGGCCACUUCAACACACUGUACCAGGUCCAGCAGUUCAUGAUGGACCACGUGCGGGCGGCCAUGACAUGCAUCCGUUUCUUCACCCACGGGGCGGUGUCCUACGUGCAGCUCGGGGACCAGCAGAGGUGGCUGGUCCGGGCCAAGGAACACCUCCGGACCUACCUGCAGGAGCAGCAGGGGGGGCGGGGCGGCACUGCCGCCCGGAAGAAGAGCUCCACCAACCCCUUCAGGAAGAAGAUGUCUUCCAGUGACGUGUCCAGGCAUAUGAACACCAUCGAGCUCCAGUUGGAAGUGACCCGGUUUCUACAUCGCUGUGAGAUGUCCAGCUCCAAGCAUGCCCUCCCCUCGUCCUCCUCCAACUCUCCUCCUACUCUUUUCGGCCCGAGCGCCAUGAAGAUCGAUGUAGCCUGCAAAGUGAUGUUGGGGGGGAAGAACAUAGAAGAGGGCUUUGGAAUCGCAUACAGAGUCAUUCAGGACUUCCAGCUGGAGGCACUGGUGGUGUAUGUUCGCGCGGGCCAGAGGCUGAUGCGCCAGCGGCAGUACGGUGCUGUCCGGCAGCUGUUGAAGUGCGUGGGCGAGUCGGGCACCGGCACCAAGAACGACUGCGACACAAUCGUCCUCAGCUGCGUGUCCAUCGCAGACAAGGGGCCCAACGAUGCGAAGGAGUUGGAGGGUCUCAUUCAGGAAACCAAGAGCACCGAGACCAAGAUUAAGGCCUACCUGCAGGUGAGUAAGCUGCGCGCGGCCUACCUGCUGGCUGUGAAGCUGGAUGUGUCCAGGGCCGGGCCGCUGGUUCAGGAAGUCCUCCUGGCGGCCGAGGAUGCCGGAGACUCUGUCAUGCAGGAUAUCUGUCGCCAGUGGCUGUCAGAGCACCAGGGCACGGACAGGACGACGCCCGCAGGCUUGAAGAAAACGCCGCCGGGCCGCCCCAACGCCAGGUAACGACGUGGGGAGAACGCUUGGACCGUGAUCGUAAGACACCAAACGGGCGUAAGCCGGACGAAACUGGAAGAGUACCAACAGGACACGCUUCAGUUCUCUGUUCCAAACUGUUGUCAGUUCACUCUAUGCCCUAAUUUACACUGUUGUGGCAAAGGCAAUGUUUAGGAGAAUCCUCAAACAGCUGAAACCAUAGCUACGACUAGGUGUAUGUGGUACAAUCAGGAAAUAAUAGAUUGCACCUAAACUGAUAAACGCAAUUCCUGAACUGAGCUGGACUUUUGGUUAGGAGUAACUUCCUCCAAAACUAAACUUAGUGAAACACCAUUGUGCCAACUCUUUCCCUCUUUCUCACAUCUGGAGGAGUGAAUGACUACAGUACUUUAAAUAAUACUUCUCAGUUAGAGAGGUACGGAAUGUUUUCACUCUGAAUGGGGAUUUAUUGACCACUUUAUCUGGACUAAGCACAGUAAAGUAACUACAUUCGUAAACCCUAGUUCUCGCAAGUCUCCUACCUGUCUUGAAAGGGAUUUAUCUUUUAUCGCUGACUGCAGAACCACUAAAUAUAUUUAUUUCUGACAAAUUUAAGAUGUGGUGUGAUCAAUGUAAAGGAGGAGACGUUUUACCCCAUUUAGAGUUUCUUGCCGUUUGUUAAUAAUACCAAUUUUCAUAAGGUAUGUCUUUGUGCUGGAAAUUUGUCAAACGUAUGACCUGUGUAAUGUGCAAGUUAUAGCAGAACAUUUUUCAGAGCUAAUGAUUGGGCAAAUGAUUUGCCUGUGUAAAAAAGCCUUUGACAAUUAGACCAUUAUGAUGUUGUAUAGCCUGAAACUAGACCUGGCCUGUGGUUCCACUCCGUAUACUCUGUGCCCUGUGUUUAGCAUCACUGGGAGUGGAACGUUAGCACAACCAGACCCAUACCCAGGCUAGAUAUUUUCUGAAUCCCUCUUUCAAACCCAAGGGUAUUUUGGGGUCCCGAAAGGGCAUUUCAGAUUACUAAGAUAAGACUUGCCUUUCCGUAGAAGAAACCUUAUAUUUUGAACAAGUUGGAUUUAUUAAGGGAGUCUGUCUGGGUGUAUUCUAGGAGUUUUCAAACAGUGUGGACUGAAGUUAAGGGUAAUUCAUGAUGAUCAAAUUCUGCAGGUUAUUGUUACUACUCAGUGUUAAAGUCCUACAUACAGUGUUGGACCAGACACCUGUUAUAACCAUGUUUUACCUGUUAUUACUUGUUAUUCCUACUCCCAAUGUGUGUAGCCUCUGUGUGUUUUUGGGGUGGCUCCUGAAUGCACCCCUCUUCCCAGCAUAGUAACACACAGAAUGGGCAACAGGGUGUUGUUUGGGACUUGUAUAUGACCUCUGAGCUGUGAAGAUUCGACAUUUAUAAAAAGGGAUUUUUGCCAUAGAUGUUAUAACCAUGAUACAUUUAACGACAUAUUAUGUAAUUGUUACUCUCGUUUACUCAGUCGCUUGUAUUUACAUUUACAGUGUAGUCCUUUAUCUGACGUUCUUAUUGGUGGGGGGCUACUCGCUAUACUUUUUAUUUUGUACUUGGAAAAUAGACAGUCUAAAGUUCUUCAGGGUUAAUAUUAAACAUAUUGCUAUGUUCCAUGAAAAUCCCUGGUAAAAUUCUACACUUGGUGUUAUUCCACUUUUUUGAAUGUUUGAGUUGGUAAGCGGAGCCUUCAAGCAGCCCCUCGGGGUCACCUGACGAGGGGUCAUGUGAUCAGGGGGUAUGCCGUGUGUUGCCUGCACGGUGCACCCUUGGACCCUGGUGGACAGUAAUGCACUAUCCGGGGAUUAGGGUGAUAUUGCAGACACGGGCGGCGUGUAAUCACUCUCUGAUUGGUGACUCUAUCCACACAAAAGCUGACCCCUAACCCCGUUCUCCCUAACCAUCAGACCCUAGCCACUACCACCUGUUCCCUGACUCGUAACCCCCUAGAAGUGUUGUUGUUCCUUCACUGAUGCACUUUACCCUCUGACCUUAUCUGACAUCUGGGCGCUACCAAACUGCUCUUUCCUAAUUAUUUUUUUUAUGGAAUGAAGCAAUAAUGUCAUUGUUAUUUGAAUUACAUCAUUUCUAACUAUGAGGACUAUGGUAUUGAAUUGAUAAUUUACUGUUUUACAGUGGCUGUGUUGGUAUAAUAAAGAAUGGUGUUUUCAGGGUG